Microtus ochrogaster (prairie vole) is the source of this 2855-nucleotide messenger RNA. RefSeq names its product major facilitator superfamily domain containing 8 (gene Mfsd8). Gene Ontology annotation, biological process: transmembrane transport. The record is from RefSeq and is a predicted model, not a curated record. The transcript is spliced from 12 exons. The coding region runs from base 299 to 1858 and encodes 519 amino acids. Gene Ontology annotation, cellular component: lysosomal membrane. NCBI's taxonomy places the organism in Eukaryota, Metazoa, Chordata, Mammalia, Rodentia, Cricetidae. Gene Ontology annotation, molecular function: transmembrane transporter activity.
AGCCGGCUCGCUGCCAGCCGGCGGGCAAGGAGGACGAGCGCGGGGCGGGGCUCCCUAAGGACCCGCCCUGAGCGGGCGGUUCUGGCCUCUUCCCGCCUCUUCCGGCCCGCAUCACCAUGACCACCGCCGCCGACCGCUUCAGGCUCCCGGUAGGCGAGGGCCUCCCUCUUCCCCCGCACUGCCUAUCCACUUCCUGCCCGUAGGCGCGCAGGCGCAGUUGCGGCGCUGUUUGACAACUUGGGCGGAGGAGAAGCAGGUGUCGCGAGAAUUGGCGCGCCGCCUGGUGCGGGCUGUAAUUAUGGCGAGCCUGGGAAGCGAGGCCGAGCGGGAGCCUCUCCUGGGCUCCGGCUCUCCCGGAAGCAGAGAAUGGGACAUGGUAGAAACCCAAGAGCUUUACAAGAGCAGAUGGAGAUCUAUUAGGAUUCUCUACCUCACUAUGUUCCUCAGCAGUGUGGGUUUUUCUAUUGUGAUAAUGUCAAUCUGGUCAUAUCUUCAAAAGAUUGAUCAGACAGCCGAUGCAAGUUUUUUGGGCUGGGUUAUUGCUUCAUUUAGUCUUGGCCAAAUGGUAGCUUCACCUCUAUUUGGUUUAUGGUCUAAUUAUAGGCCAAGAAAAGAACCACUUAUCGUCUCCAUCUUUAUUUCGGUGGCAGCCAACUGCCUAUAUGCAUAUGUCCACGUGCCAGCUGCUCAUAACAAAUACUACAUGUUGAUUGCUCGUGGAUUGGUGGGAUUUGGAGCAGGAAAUGUGGCUGUUGUCCGAUCGUACAUUGCUGGUGCCACUUCCCUUCAGGAAAGAACAAGUGCCAUGGCCAAUACGAGCACGUGCCAAGCCUUGGGCUUUAUUUUGGGUCCAGUUUUUCAGACUUGCUUUGCACUCAUUGGAGAAAACGGUGUAACGUGGGACCCCAUUAAGCUGCAGAUCAACAUGUACACAGCACCGGUUUUACUUGGCAUCUUCCUGGGAAUUCUAAACAUUAUUCUUAUUUUCUUUAUAUUAAGAGAGCACCGUGUGGAUGACUCAGGACGGCAAUGUAAGAGCGUGAAUUUUCGAGAAGAAAAUACAGAUGAAGUUCAGAUUCCCGGAGGAUGUAUUGAUCAAGUUGCUGUUGUGGCUACCAAUAUUCUGUUUUUUGUGGUUUUGUUUAUCUUUGCCCUUUUUGAAACAAUCCUCACCCCAUUAACAAUGGACAUGUACGCCUGGACCCAGGAGCAGGCUGUGCUCUAUGAUGGAAUAAUUCUCGCUGCUCUCGGAGUUGAGGCAGUUGUUGUUUUCAUGGGGGUUAAAUUACUUUCCAAAAAGAUUGAUGAGCGUGCUAUUCUCCUGGGAGGACUCGUGGUUGUAUGGGUCGGCUUCUUUAUCUUGUUACCCUGGGGAAAUCAGUUUCCCAAAGUACAGUGGGAAGAUCUACACAACAGUUCAAUCCCUAAUACUACAUUUGGGGAAAUUAUCAUUGACCUUUGGAGCUCUCUGAGAGAAGAUCACAGUCAACAGCCAACUGGGUGCCCAAUUGAACAAGCUUGGUGCCUGUACACCCCGGUGAUCCAUCUGGCCCAGCUCCUGACAGCCGCUGUCCUAGUUGGAGUAGGCUAUCCAGCCUGCAACGUCAUGUCCUACACACUAUAUUCAAAAGUUCUAGGACCCAAACCCCAGGGUAUGUACAUGGGCUGGUUAUCUGCUUCUGGAAGUGCAGCACGGAUUCUCGGGCCUGUGUUCAUCAGCCAUGUGUACACUUACUUGGGCCCACGAUGGGCAUUAAGCCUCGUGUGUGGAAUAGUGGUGCUCACCAUCUCACUCAUGGGAGCCGUUUACAGAAGACUCGUUGCCUUUUCUGUGAGAUGUGGGCGGAUCCAGGAGUAAGCCUGCAGUCUCGGCUGGAUGCUUGCAGCCAACCAUCUCUAACUCACCCUUGAGUAGCAGACCAUGUGCUGAGUAACUUAGCUAUGAAGGGUAAGAUGUGAAAAAACAUUCUGGAUCAUAAUCUCCUCAUCGGAGGUCAUGAACCUAACAGAGGAUGGAUGACUUGUAGGUGUGAAGCUGUACCAGUGUGAACUGGAGCUCUCUAAAACAAUGGGACGAUGCAGUGGAACUGGAGGAAGGUUCUGCUUUAAUCAGCCAGAGCAGAAGGAAAGUUUUAAAAAAAAAUUUAAAACAAAAAUAAUUAUUAUUCAGCUUCCUAAUGAAAUAAAACUGAGCCUUAAAUUCUUUUAGUCUGCCCACCACCAGACUAGGCUUUAGUUUCUUUUCUGCCCAGGGUGAACCCAUUAUCUCUCCCUCAGUGUAAUUUGCACACUACACCUUUGUCAUUUUAAUUUAGGAUCUAAUUUCUAAAUUACCCAUGAGCAAGAAUAAUGCUAACAGCUGAGGAGUAAAGAGGACUAAGAGCUAAGGGCCCUGCGUGCCUUUAGACGGCUGCCUUUCCAAGUGCUAGUAAUUCACAUCAUAAACGUAAGACAAGUAUGUUUUUAAUAUGGUAUUAGCAGAUAAUGGAUUCUUAGAAUUAUCAUAUUUUCCAAGUCCUCUAAACUCUAGCACAAACUUUGACCUCUUAUGCCCUUUCUCAGUAGUGAGAGAGGAACAGCUGUUUGCUUCUGUCUGCAGCAGGACUACAGCUGGACUUUGAAUGCUGUGACACUCCCAUCUGCUCAGGCUGAUUUGAGGGAGAAUGGCCAAAGGUGACUAAUCAAACUGCAUAGUUUCUACCUCUGUGUGAAUAGAACACUGGUAUGUGUAUGGGAGGAACUGCAAACGACGCAGUGUUUUCCCAUCCUGUGGCCAUGGUUUCAAAUCUGAGUGUGAAUGUUUGUAGUCUGCUGAAGCCAUCAGCCCUAAAUGAAGGCAGCAUUUUGCUUCCUCA